CAGGUGGGUGGGGGGCGUGGCUCGGCUGGAUCACGUGUUGUAGGUGCAGGCUUCAUGUAGGUGAGAGAGAAGCAGCCUGUCAGUCACUUCGCGGUUUGUUUGGAACAGAACACGAGCAAGAAUGGAUUUCAACCUGUCGUCAGCUGUGGAUGAGGAGGAGGUGAAGAGUAAGGAGGCUCAACAGGAUGAGUUCAGUUUCCCCUGGAACAAGAAGAAGGACGGUGACAAGGGUGGCAAAGACAAGAGUGGUAGCAAGGACAAGAGUGGUAGCAAGGACAAGAGUGGUAGCAAGGACAAGAGUGACCACAAGGACAAGAGUGACCACAAGGACAAGAGUGACCACAAGGACAAGAGUGACCACAAGGACAAGAGUGGCCACAAGGACAAGAGUGACCACAAGUCAAAGGGUGAAGGCCAUAAGAAGCAUAAGAAAGAGCGCAAACAUGGAGAGAAAAAUGGCUCCUCAUCCUCCUCUUCAUCAUCAUCCUCCUCCAGCAGCGAUGAGGAGUGAUGCUUCCUGGGGGACAGGGCUGCUCUGCUAGUCUCUUAUCAUCUCGUCUAUAGACAAAAUGAGUAUGUGUCCGUCUGUGUGUGUUUGUGUGUCUGUGUGUGUGUGUGAGUGUUUGAGGGUACAGUAGCAUCAAAUGUUCUUCUCGUCCCAGCACUGGUGUCACAGAAACAUCACGGUCUUGUGUAAACGAUUGUGCCAAUUCCUAGAAGUAAAUGUUCUGACGACAAACAAAA
Molecule: messenger RNA, 744 nt
Organism: Pleuronectes platessa (European plaice)
Lineage: Eukaryota; Metazoa; Chordata; Actinopteri; Pleuronectiformes; Pleuronectidae
Exons: 4
Coding region: 122-511 (129 amino acids)
Source: RefSeq, a predicted model, not a curated record